CAACUGAGACGCCCACCACUACAUGCAGCCAAUAAGAAACAACAACAACUACGUGCGUGAAAAUUAGUUAAGUUUUUAUGAAAAAAACUUAGUUAAGUGACUUUUAGAGGGCCACUGAGCUAUCCAUAUGCUGCGGGGGAGUGCGGGGCAAAGGGCUUUUAUCAGCAGGACAGGCCAAAAAGGUCCAGAAGCGUGAAUUUUGCGAAAGUGAAAACGGGUGCUGUGUGUGUGUGUCGCAAACGGAACGGAAAACGGUGCCAAAAACGCAAGAAAAGCUGCGAAAGCGGUGCAAAGCGAACGGGACGAUAAAGCAGCAGGUGUAGCCAACCGCGUGCAUCAGAGAUAUAGCCAAGUUAUCUGUGGUUUCAGCCGAUUUGCCAGCGAAACAUUGACCAACACCCACACACGCACUCCGCUCAACUCUUGUGUACACACAUACACACAUUUAUUUUGCGUAGUGCGGCGCUUGAAAAGCAGUUUUCCAUACAUACAUCUACAUCACAUCGUCUCCACAUCCGUCAACCCACUCCACCCACACAUGUCCUACAUGAUGGCCAAAACGCUGGAGGAGCAGAGCCUGCGGGAGUGCGAGCACUACAUCCAGACCCAUGGCAUCCAGCGGGUCCUCAAGGACUGCAUCGUCCAGCUGUGCGUCUGCAGACCCGAGAACCCCGUGCAGUUCCUGCGCCAGUACUUCCAGAAACUAGAAAGGGAACAAGUCAAACUGGAUGCCAGUAGACAGGUAAUCAGCCCCGACGACUGCGAAGAUCUCAGCCCGAUGCCACAGACAGCUGCUCCACCGGUUCGCCGGCGCGGUGGAAUCUCCGCCGAGCCCGUCACCGAGGAGGAUGCCGCCAACUAUGUGAAGAAGGUGGUGCCCAAGGACUACAAGACAAUGAACGCCCUGUCCAAGGCGAUUGCCAAGAACGUCCUUUUCGCCCACUUGGAUGAGAGCGAGCGAUCCGAUAUAUUUGAUGCCAUGUUCCCCGUGAAUCACAUUGCCGGCGAGAAUAUCAUCCAGCAGGGCGAUGAGGGCGAUAAUUUCUACGUGAUCGAUGUGGGCGAGGUCGAUGUCUUUGUCAACUCCGAACUGGUGACCACCAUCAGCGAGGGCGGCAGCUUUGGCGAACUGGCCCUCAUCUACGGCACUCCACGCGCCGCCACCGUGCGGGCCAAGACCGAUGUGAAGCUGUGGGGCAUCGACCGCGACUCCUACCGCCGCAUCCUGAUGGGUUCGACCAUCCGCAAGCGCAAGAUGUACGAGGAGUUCUUGUCGCGCGUCUCCAUUCUGGAGAGCCUGGACAAAUGGGAGCGCCUGACAGUGGCCGAUUCCCUGGAGACAUGCUCUUUCGAUGAUGGCGAGACGAUUGUCAAGCAAGGAGCCGCUGGCGAUGAUUUCUACAUAAUCCUCGAGGGAUGUGCGGUUGUUCUCCAGCAGCGUUCCGAGCAGGGCGAGGAACCCGCCGAGGUGGGCCGUCUCGGUAGCAGCGAUUACUUUGGCGAGAUUGCUCUGCUCUUGGACCGACCACGGGCGGCGACCGUCGUGGCCCGCGGGCCGCUCAAGUGCGUCAAACUGGACCGGGCGAGAUUCGAACGAGUUUUGGGACCCUGCGCCGACAUACUCAAACGCAACAUCACGCAGUAUAACAGUUUUGUGUCGUUGUCCGUUUAAGUCAGCAACAACGACAACAACCACUACAGCAAAUCAACAACAAGGAGAAAGCAGAAAGCAGAGCGGCAGCAGAACAACAACCGACAAAACAAACAAAACAACAACGCAGCGAACGUCUAAAUCAACAAUUGAAGACGAUGAGAAAUAGGUGGAUAGAAAUUGAAAAAACAACAAACGCUCAGCAGCAUAAACAAGAAACCGAAAACUAUAUAAGUGUGUAAAGUUAAUUGCCACAAAGCCAUGGAGUUCCCGAUUCUGGCCGAGAUUCAGAAUGCGUGGGUGGGGCUGAGGGCCAAAAAAAUGUUAAUUAUCUGAUUCUGUAUGUUGUGCUGAAGUUACAUAAUUGUGUAUGUGUGUGUCUCUGUGCAAAGGUUGCGGCGGCAUGUUCCCCACCCCGCAACCCCCGAUUUCGGAGAUAGUUUUCCCCAGGCUUUAAUCUAUAUAUUUCUCUAAACUUCUAUCAAGUUCUUUGGCUCCUUUUCGAAAACACAGAAGCAGAAACCUCUUUGUAUAACUUAUGGAACAUGCUGCCUCCCCCCAAAAAAAACGUUUCAUUAAAUAUCCAACAGACAUCUGAAUGUUUUUUAACACAAAAAAUAAAGAAGAUGAAUAUAUGUGUAAUAAAUAAAAUCAUACAAAAAUGGCAACACACACAGGCACAAAACACAGACACACGAACUCACACACUCUCAUACGAGGCAUGAAGUCAUGGAAAAAA
Drosophila suzukii is the source of this 2390-nucleotide messenger RNA. It is a transcript of the gene Pka-R1, whose product is annotated as protein kinase, cAMP-dependent, regulatory subunit type 1. The record is from RefSeq and is a predicted model, not a curated record. Gene Ontology annotation, biological process: regulation of protein phosphorylation. Gene Ontology annotation, cellular component: cAMP-dependent protein kinase complex. NCBI's taxonomy places the organism in Eukaryota, Metazoa, Arthropoda, Insecta, Diptera, Drosophilidae. Gene Ontology annotation, molecular function: cAMP-dependent protein kinase regulator activity.